Messenger RNA from Aureobasidium subglaciale EXF-2481, 1148 nucleotides. RefSeq lists its product as uncharacterized. Gene Ontology annotation, molecular function: protein binding. The coding region runs from base 265 to 1065 and encodes 266 amino acids. The record is from RefSeq and is a predicted model, not a curated record. The transcript has 4 exons. Lineage: Eukaryota; Fungi; Ascomycota; Dothideomycetes; Dothideales; Saccotheciaceae.
CCUUGUACUCUGCAUGCCCUGGUUUCACUGCGAUCGCAUACGAUGGGACAGUCUGCCAGCCAUUCCUUUUUCUUUGCUAAUAAGCUGGGAGAGCUGCCGCCUGCGCCUCAUUCUUCGAGUCCUAUCAAGCCACUUUGUUCCCUGCUUCUCAUAAGUACCGUUAUCCCUCGUUCCCUUGCUCAAGUCCUUCGGUAGUUUCGACACGUCUUUCACAACUUAUAUAUAAUCACGUUCUAUUGAAGAGAUCCUCUUCCAGUAUUCACAAUGGCAGAACAACAGAACAAGCCUCUCCAUGAGCUUCUGUCUCAUGACAUGGUCGACAUCUACGUCGGCCCAGAGAACAACAAAUGGACCCUCCAUGAGAAACUGUUAUGUUACCGCUCGAAAUUCUUCAGAAACAUCUUCUACAGCAAGGAGAACAAGAACCGUCAAUUUGGGCUUCCGGAUGAAGAGGAUGAGCCUUUCCGCCUGUUCGUUGGCUGGCUUUACAGCGCCCACACUCCUACACCUAAGGAGGAGAAGGAUCUUACCGUUUUGCUGGAUCUGUACUUGAUGGCCGAGAAGUGGGAAAUCCGCGAUCUUACCCUCGAAGUCCUCAAGAGCGUUCGCAACUGGUACAAGGAAUCCAACACUUACCCUGCCCUCCGCCGCGUUCAAUACAUCUACGCCAACACCGAUCUUGAAUCUCCAAUGCGCCAGCUUCUCAUCAGCAGUGUUGCCAGAAAUCUCGUCACCAGCGAGUCGGGCAUGCCACCUCAAUGGGACAAGGCUCUCAGAAAGAAUGGCCAGCUUGCUGUCGACAUUAUUAUCGCUAUGCAGAAGUGGAACCUUGAGAAGGAGAGCAUCCCUGACCCGAGACAGGAUUCGGUCAAGCCUAUUCUGGAGGACUCUGAGCAGGCUAGAGCUGAGAAGAAGGAGGGAAAGCAAGAUGAGGAUCAGAACAGCGAGGAGAACAAUGACGACGCUGAAGAGGGUGAACAAGAUGAGGCUGAGCAAGAGGAAGGUGAGGACAACGAGGAGGGCGAGGAGGGCGAGCAGGAGCCCGAGGAGUCGCAAGACAUUUAAUAUUUUCUGGAUAAUCGGGUAAUUUACGAAUUGGAUAAUGUCUUCCAAUCUUGAAGCUCUCUUUGCGAGCUCAACAACACGUG